CCGAAUCAUUCCAUAUGCGUUCCAUCUAUAAAAUUCACCUUCAACGCCCGACGCAUUUUUACGUUAGUGGAACAGCAAAUUUUAGCGGUCGUGGUCAAUGGCGUCGCGCUCAUUGUCGAUGGUGUCGUGGGAGUUAAGUGGAACAUUUUCUCUUUGGUUUUAAUUUUUUUCAUUGACAUUUUUGACGUGAGUAGAUUUCGGACACGACGACGAGAGAAUUAUUUCGGCUUAGUCCAAUUUUUGCAUUGAUUACGUUUCACAUGAUAGAAAUUGCAAAGUAUUUGAUAACACAACAUUUCAUCACAGGCAUCGUGACUUAAUCGACUAAAUAAAGAGAAUGGGUAAAGCAAAAAAAGGCAAGAAAAGUCAGACGCCUGAGGAUGGGAAUAGCGACCUGGAAACGACUACGAUUGAGAACUCAAAACCUAUUCAAAACAAAAGCAAAAAAAAAAUAAUAGAGUUUGAUGAUAGUGAGGAUGACAAACCGAAAUCUAAAACAAAGCUGAAAAAAUCCAGCGAUACUGAAGUUAAAGAAGUCACAAAGAAUAUGAAAAAUGUGUCUAUUACAAACAAGUCACAAAAGAAAAAGGCGGAUAUAAACAGUGAAGAUGACUCAGAUGUAGAAGUUGACGAAAAACCUAGAAAAAACAAAAAGAAAGAAGAAAAGAGUGCAUUUUCUCUUUUAGAAGUUGAAGAUUCGGCAGGUUCGGCCCCAGAGGCUCCUCCUUCUUCCGAAGAUGAAAAACCCGUUCAAAAGUCUCAGAAAAAGGGUGUGCAGGAAAAAAAAGAACCUGCUGGUAAGAAAGGAAAAAAAGGUAGAAGGAAGAAAGAUGACAGUGAUGAGGAUAUAGAAAAAGUGCUAGCGGAACUUGAAAUGGAGUAUUCAGGUAUUAAAAAAGAAGUGAUCCCACCACCUGAACUAGAGAAACCUCAAGAAGUUGUUGAGGAAAAGUCUAAAGCUAAGAAAAAAGGGAAAAAAGAUGAACCACAGCUAAUUCAAAAUGAAAACGCAGUUGAAGAUAAAGCUAGCGAAGAUGAGAACGAUAUAACCAUCAAAACUGCGGCACAGAAAAAAAAAGAGAAGAAGGAAAGGGAAAAGUUAAAGAAGCUUGAAGCUAAGAAAAAAGAGAAAGAUCAAGAAGGUAAGAAAGAUGUAGAACCAAAAGAAUCAGCAAAGCAAGUAGAAAAAAAACCGGAUAAACCCGUUCAAGAAAAAGUUCAAGAAGUAAAAGGGCCAUCAGAAGAGAAAGAAGCGGAGGGAGAAGUUCCUGCAAUUGAAGGCAAGAAAAAGAAAAAAGGAGAGAAAGGUGAUAAAGAUGAUAAAGGAAAGAAAGGCCCCACUAAGAAGACUAUUGCAGCUAUGCAAGAAGCACUAAAAAAAGUCAAGGAAGAAGAAGAGAGACUGAAGAAAGAAGAGGAAGAGAGAAUAAAGCAAGAAGAGGAGAGAGAGCGUCAGCGUUUAGAAGCUAUAAGACUUGAGAAAGAACGAAAGGAGAGGAAGAAGCAAAAGGAAAAGGAGAGAAAAGAAAGACUGAAAGCUGAAGGGAAGUUAUUAACUCCUAAACAAAAAGCUGAGAAAGCAAGGGCGCAAGCUAUGCUGGAAUCAUUAAAGGCUCAAGGAAUAGAGAUUGGUUCUACGGAAAAGAAACCUCCAAGGCCAGGUACUAGAAUUAAGCCUGUUAAAUUAAAAUCACAAAUGUCGCAAGAAAGUCAAAGUACUCCAGUUGAGGAAAAGAAAGUCGAACUAGUGGUAGAAGAUAAAAAAGAAGAAACAUCCCAGGAAGCGAAGAAAGAAUCAGACAAUGAGUCUGUAAAAGAUGCAUGGGAUGCUGAGUCAUCCGAUGAAGAAGUAGAGCCGGCUAAGGCUGAACCUUCUCCACCUGUUCAGGAAGUAAAGAAAUCAGUGCCAGUUGAAGAUAAAUCUAAGGAGAAAGAAGAAGAAGAAAGUUCAGACGAAGAAGAUGAAGAUAGUUCAGAAGAAGAAUCUAGUUCCGAUGAAGACUCAGAGGAUGAACAAAUGACAGAUGCACAGAAGAAACGCGAAAUAGUCUUGAAGAGAUUAGAGAAACGUCGUGAAGACAACGAGAAGAGUAAAGCUAAUAACCCACUACGUGCUGCCGUUGUGUGUGUAUUAGGACACGUAGAUACCGGCAAGACUAAAAUAUUAGAUAAGCUGAGAAGGACAAACGUUCAGGAUGGGGAGGCUGGAGGUAUUACUCAACAGAUCGGAGCCACUAAUGUUCCUAUCGAGAAUAUCAAGGAGCAGACUAAACACGUGAAGGGUGUUAAUGAAAUUGCGUUCAAGUUACCAGGUCUACUUAUUAUUGACACUCCUGGUCACGAGUCGUUCAGUAAUUUGAGAAACAGAGGUUCUUCAUUGUGCGAUAUUGCAAUCCUGGUAGUAGACAUAAUGCACGGUCUGGAACCCCAAACAAUUGAGUCUAUUAACCUCCUCAAACAAAAGAAGACACCUUUCAUAGUAGCGUUGAACAAAAUUGACCGUCUCUAUGACUGGCAGAGUGCCCAAAGGAAAGAUGUUCGAGAUAUUCUUAAGUUGCAGCAACCUAACACUCAGUUAGAGUUUGAGAAACGAAGCAAGGAUGUUAUCAUACAGUUUGCAGAACAGGGUCUAAACGCAGCGCUGUUCUACAAUAACCCUGAUCCCCGUACAUAUGUUUCUCUCGUACCAACGUCCGCAGUUACUGGCGAAGGCAUGGGAAAUCUAUUAGCUAUGAUCGUUCAAGCUUGUGAAGGGCCAUUGCAUAAGAGGCUUAUUUUCUCUCAACAACUACUCGCUACAGUGCUUGAGGUUAAAGCAAUACCUGGAUUGGGUACGACGAUUGACACCAUUCUCAUCAACGGUACCCUGAGAGAAGGGGAUACCAUAGUAUUAGCAGGCACAGACGGCCCUAUUGUCACUCAGAUUAGGUCCUUACUUAUGCCUCAACCAAUGAAGGAACUUCGAGUGAAGAAUGCCUACAUAGAACAUAAAGAAGUUGUUGGCGCUCAAGGAGUAAAAAUAGCGGCUAAAGAAUUAGAAAAAGCUAUCGCUGGACUUAAUUUACUGGUGGCUCAGAAACCGGAUGAAGUCGAUGUACUGGUAGAGGAAGUAGCCCGUGAACUGAAGUCUGCUUUGUCGUCGAUCAAGUUAUCAGACAGAGGUGUAUAUGUGCAAGCGUCCACCCUUGGUUCACUUGAAGCACUUCUUGAAUUCCUUAGGACAAGUAAAAUACCUUACUCCGCCAUUAGGAUAGGGCCGGUCGUGAAACGUGAUGUCAUGAAAGCUUCCGCCAUGUUGGAACAUGACUCGCAAUACGCAACUAUUUUAGCUUUCGAUGUCAAGAUCGAACGAGAUGCUCAAGAGUUGGCAGAUAAUUUAGGAGUGAAGAUAUUCGCAGCGGACAUCAUUUACCACCUGUUUGAUAAGUUCACGGCCUAUCGUGAGGAACUUAAACAAAAGAAACGAGAGGAAUUCAAGCAUAUCGCCGUCUUUCCAUGCAAGCUUAAGAUCCUGCCUCAGUUCGUAUUCAAUUCCCGUGAUCCCAUCGUGGCAGGUGUCAUGGUGGAGGCUGGCAUCGUAAAGGAGGGGACACCCAUCUGUGUGCCCAGUAAAGAGUUUGUGGAGCUGGGAAUUGUGACGUCGAUCGAGGUGAACCACAAGCAAGUGGAGACGGCUCGCAAAGGCCAGGAGGUGUGCAUCAAGAUCGAACCCAUACCCGGCGAGUCGCCCAAGAUGUUCGGGCGGCACUUCGACGAGACAGACAUGCUUGUUAGCAAGAUAUCGCGUGCAAGCAUCGACGCCUGCAAAGAUUACUUCCGGGACGACCUCAUAAAGUCAGACUGGCAGCUGAUGGUCGAACUGAAGAAAAUGUUCGCUAUUUUGUAAAGGAGUGGAGAUUCUUUACUCCGAAUCCUCUCCCAUCGCGUCGCACUUGUCCGUCGAACUCGUGUCGACUCACCUAUCGUCUUUAUACUUGAUUUGGAUUUAUAUAUUUGCUUUUUUUAUAAAGCUCUCAUCCUAAUAGCAAUUUCUGUGGUGCAAUUUUUUAAAAAUAAAUCCCUCUGUCUGUUCCAUCUAGUUAAUCCGUUGUAUCAUAGAAUCUCACGACUCUGUCUACAUACUCUAAAGUAGCCGCGUCCAUAGUUCUUAAUUAUAUUUUGUACUAUGAUUCUUAUUUUUAAAGUAACGCGAGCGUUAAAACGGUACGUGUACCGUCGUCGGCAUGUGUAAAUAGUCCAUUAGUAACAACUAUUUAUUGAAAAUGAAAACGCGUUUCAUUCUCAACCUUUUGCUAUCUUUCAUUGGAUCUCGAUGUUUGUAGUAGAGAGGAAGGUACUUUACAAUUGCAGGUAAUCGUUCUUUGAUGCAUGUUAUAUCACAGAAUUCCUUGUAAAUAUACGUAUGAUUUAUAAACUAUUGUAACUUUGUGUAAAUAGUGCGGCAGCGGACGUAUUUUCUUUGUAUAUGAACGUCAGAGGGUGCAAUAAUUGAUCUCGUUGAAAUGUUUUAUAGAUUGUCUAUCAAUUCUUCAAUAUGAAAUGUAAUAAUUUUAAUCUUAAAUCAUGUUUUAUAUGUAACAAAAAAAAAAAAAUUGCACCUAAAAUGCGCCUAAAGAAAAAAAAUUUUUUUUCGUCCUAUUUGGCAUGAGGUUUAAAAGAACACUGAGUCCACAUCAAAGAUACGGAAGGUUGUAAUUUUUGUAGGUAUUAUCCCUUUUUGAAAUGCUUGUAUUAUAUAGAUGGAAUCGGACAUAAUUAUUCUUAUAUUGAAGAAAUUUUAAUAAAUUACAAAAUAUUAUA
Melitaea cinxia (Glanville fritillary) is the source of this 4800-nucleotide messenger RNA. It is a transcript of the gene eIF5B, whose product is annotated as eukaryotic translation initiation factor 5B. The transcript has 18 exons. The record is from RefSeq and is a predicted model, not a curated record. Gene Ontology annotation, molecular function: GTPase activity; translation initiation factor activity; GTP binding. Lineage: Eukaryota; Metazoa; Arthropoda; Insecta; Lepidoptera; Nymphalidae. Bases 338 to 3886 code for a protein of 1182 amino acids.